This is a messenger RNA of Nematolebias whitei (Rio pearlfish), 987 nucleotides long. RefSeq names its product relaxin-3 receptor 1. The coding region runs from base 1 to 987 and encodes 328 amino acids. Gene Ontology annotation, molecular function: G protein-coupled receptor activity. The transcript has a single exon. Gene Ontology annotation, biological process: G protein-coupled receptor signaling pathway; immune response. NCBI's taxonomy places the organism in Eukaryota, Metazoa, Chordata, Actinopteri, Cyprinodontiformes, Rivulidae. Gene Ontology annotation, cellular component: membrane. The record is from RefSeq and is a predicted model, not a curated record.
AUGAGCUCAGACAACGACAGCUUUUACUCCAACAGGUCUCUGACGGAGCUGGACCUCUUCAGCAACCUGGAGGACAUCGACGUGUCUGCAGACGGGAGCCCGAUCCUCCGGCUCCUCAUCUGCCUCGUCUACUCCGCGGUGUGCGCCGCGGGGCUGAUGGGCAACCUGCUGGUCCUCUUCUUCAUCAGAGUCAAGCAGGAGAGGAGGAAGUCGAGGGUGAACUUUUUCGUGCUCAACCUGGCCGUGACGGACCUGCAGUUCGUGCUCACGCUGCCCUUCUGGGCCGUGGACACCGCGCUGGACUUCAGCUGGCCCUUUGGAGACGCCAUGUGUAAGAUCAUCCUGUCGGUCACCGUCAUGAACAUGUACGCCAGCGUCUUCUUCCUCACCGCCAUGAGCGUGACCCGCUACUGGUCUCUGGCCAGCGCGCUGAAGACCACAACCGCGCACAAGUCCUGCUCCGCCAAAUGGACGUGCGCAAUUAUCUGGACGCUGGCGACCCUGGCCACCGCGCCGACUUCCAUUUUCUCCACAGUCAGCAACGUAACGGGGGAAAAACUGUGUUUGCUGAGGUUUCCGGGCGGUCAGUACUGGCUGGCGGUGUACCACAUCCAGAAAAUAGUCGUGGGCUUCGUGGUGCCCAUGUCCAUCGUGUCCACCAGCUACUUCAUGCUGCUGCGCUUCAUCCACAAACGGAGCAUGAAAACCAGCAACCCCAAACGGAGAUCCCAGGUCACCAAGUCCAUCACGGUCAUCAUGCUGUCCUUCUUCCUCUGCUGGAUGCCGAACCACGCCAUCACCCUGUGGAGCGUGCUGGUCAAACUCAACGUCGCCAACUGGGACAGAGCGUACUACAUCGUGCACACGUACGUGUUCCCGCUGACCGUGUGCCUGGCGCACACCAACAGCUGCAUGAACCCCAUCAUUUACUGUCUCACGAGGAGGGAGUUCAGGGACAAGCUGCGAGGUCUGAUCCGCAGAGGAUAA